GUUUGUUUUGAGACAUGGUUUCUUCUUGAAGACUUGGCUGUCCUGGAACUCUGAUGUCUGCCUGCCUCUGUGCCGAGUGAGUGCUGGGAUUGAAGGCAUUCACCACCACUGAGUAGCCUGUUACAUUUUCUUAACACUCAAAGAAAAGAAUCAUGAUUGGAAUGAAGCAAUAUUAGCCUUGGCUGUCCUGGAACUAGCUUUGUAAUCCAGGUUGGCCUCAAACUCACAAGAUAUUUGUCUGCCUCUGCCUUCCGAGUGCUGGGAUUAAAUGGGCCAGCAUAGCCAGACAUUUCUGUGCUGUUAUUGCAGGGACUGAGUUUCAGAACCACCAGGGGAAGGGUUUGUAAAAUUCCUAGUAUCUCAGCUCCACUCCAGACCAAUUAAUGGAGUCUCUGAACGUGAAUUGGUAGGGCAUCUGUUGCAAAGAUCUCUAGAUGAUGCUAAUAUGCAGGUGUGAUUAAGAGAAUUCCCACCUUAGUGAGUGGUGAACAGUCAUCUGGGUGGAGGUAAUUUCUCUUAUAUUUUUGGUUGUGAGCCUAGCCUUUAACGGCUGAGCCAUCUCUCCAGCCCUGGAGGUAAUUUCUCAAUCUUUAAACCCAGGGGCCUAAACUACUGAAUAACUGCUCUCCCCGUCUUUAAGGUACAGAGGCCUAAUUUGGCAACUAUUCCGAUUAACAAUUUAAAAAUAACAGCCUAAAAACUGUUUAAACUGUUAAAAAUUAAUAGUCUAGAAGCAACAGUCAUCAGCGCCUCCCCGCUCCGGGGGUAUAUGCAAAGGAAACCAAGGCAGCAUCUCAAAGACUUAUUGGUACUCUCAUUUCCAUGGUAGCUGUUUUCCUUCUUUGCUCCUCAUUGUAACAGACUAUCUAGUAAACGUGCGCCACCACCAAUCCCCCAGCCUUGAACUUUUUUUUAAAGAUUUAUUUGUUAUGUAUACAACAUUCUGCCUCCAUGUAUGCCCACAUGCCAGAAGGCACCAGAUCUCAUUGCAGAUGGUUGUCAACCACCAUGUGGUUGCUGGGAAUUGAACUCAGGACCUCUGGAAGAGCAGCCAAAGCUCUUAACCGCUGAGCCAUCUCUUCAGCCCAAACCUUGAACUUUUGAAUCCUUUCUUUUGUUCAAAAGCUGUGAUCACAGGCAUGGUCCAAUAUGUUCAAUUUUAGUACUGCAUUUUAUGUAAGGGUUUGAGGAUCUACAGAAUUCAUUAUCGGGAGAGGGUAGAGACUCCCUUCCAUUCCUACCCACCUCCAUUACCUCCAGCAGGAAUAUGUCUGUUUUUAUUUAGUUUUUUCCGACAAUAGGUGGUGAACUCUAAUAGAGCAGGCCGUUAUUUUAAAAUACUCAUUUUAUUUUAUUUUUCAUGCCAUCGAUCCUGAAAUCCCCGCGAGAACUCGAUAAACGCAAGAACAGCUUCAUAAAUGACCACGUGGACAUCCCCACGGAGCCAAAACGCCCGCCACUUUUUUCUUUUCUUUUUUCCUCUCCGGGAUUGAGCGGCGUCUCCAUCACGUGACCCGCGGCAGCUAGCAGCCUUGGCGUCUCGGGAACCCACGUGGUCCCUCCGAACGCACGAAGGCGGCAACUGCGCAGACGCGGCUUUCUGCGCGGGCGCAGACGCUGCCCCGGCGCACGGCUCUCCUGGCAGUUGGCAAGAGCGGGAGCGGGUGAGCUAAGAGCCGGCGCCAUGGUGGAGAAGGAAGAGGCCAGCGGCGGCGGCAUCAGCGAGGAGGAGGCGGCGCAGUAUGACCGACAGAUCCGCCUGUGGGGGCUGGAGGCCCAGAAGCGGCUUCGAGCUUCCCGGGUGUUGAUUGUCGGCAUGAAAGGACUUGGGGCUGAAAUUGCCAAGAAUCUUAUCCUGGCGGGAGUGAAAGGACUGACCAUGCUGGAUCACGAACAGGUAUCUCCAGAAGAUCAUGGAGCUCAGUUCUUGAUUCGAACUGGGUCAGUGGGCCAAAAUAGGGCUGAGGCAUCUUUGGAACGAGCCCAGAAUCUCAACCCCAUGGUGGAUGUAAAGGUGGAUACUGAGGAUAUAGAGAAGAAGCCAGAGGCAUUCUUCAAUCAGUUUGAUGCGGUGUGUCUGACUUGCUGCUCCAGGGAUGUCAUCGUUAAAGUUGACCAGAUCUGUCACAGAAACAGCAUCAAGUUCUUCACAGGAGAUGUCUUUGGGUACCAUGGGUACACCUUUGCAAAUCUUGGAGAGCAUGAGUUUGUAGAAGAGAAAACCAAAAUUGCCAAAGUUGGUCAAGGAGUAGAAGAUGGGCCUGAUACCAAGCGAGCAAAACUUGAUUCACCUGAGACAACCAUGAUCAAAAAGAAAGUGCUUUUCUGCCCUGUAAAAGAGGCGCUGGAAGUGGAUUGGAGUGGAGAGAAGGCCAAGGCCGCUCUGAAGCGCACAGCCCCAGACUACUUUCUGCUGCAAGUGCUGCUGAAAUUCCGUACAGAUAAAGGGAGAGAUCCCAGUUCUGAUAGCUACAGCGAGGAUGCAGAGCUGCUGUUGCAGAUACGAGAUGAUGUGCUGGACUCACUGGGUGUCAGUCCUGACUUGCUUCCCGAUGACUUUGUCAGGCGCUGCUUCUCUGAGAUGGCUCCAGUAUGUGCUGUGGUUGGAGGAAUCUUGGCACAGGAGAUUGUGAAGGCCCUGUCUCAACGGGACCCUCCUCACAACAACUUCUUCUUUUUUGAUGGCAUGAAGGGGAGUGGAGUUGUGGAGUGUCUGGGUCCCAAGUGAGCCAGCGGUGUGUGUGCUCCAAGCCCACCUGCCACCUGCUGUCUUCCCAAGAAGGCAUUUUUGGAUGACAAAGAUUUUCCUAGAACAAGUAGACCAGAUUGUGUCCUGCUUCUGUCCUAGCAGCUGUCAGGGACCUGCCAGCUCCGUAGCAUCACCAUCAAAGAGCAGCAUGCUUCGUGUUGUCAGAGCUUCUUAGAACCUUCUGGACUUAGUCCCUUCCAUAGGUCAUCAGAAAGGAGAAGGCCUUCAGCAGGGGUAUGAGGCCCAGAGCUUUUGAAACUCAGUGCAGGUGCUCUUCUGCCAAAGCCUGAAGGAGUGAGAACAGCCUUCGGUUAUUGAGCCUUCGUCAGAGGGUAGCCUGGGCUUUGGAAAGGGAGCCUUUCUUGUCUCCCAGCUUUCUUACAAGAUAAGCCUUAGUGUAAUUGUUCAUUUCUUAUCUUUUGGUUGUGAGCCUGUGAACCUAACCUAAUAGCUGAGCCAUCUCUUAGCCCAAAUUUUUAUUUCUAAAAAGGCAGAUUUGGUGCCAGCAGCAUGAUGUAAGCCUGUAAUCCUAUAAAAUGGGUUGCAGGGCCAGGAGGAUUGCUGUAAGUUUCAAGCCAAGCUGGUUUACAACGUGUACUAAGAACCUGUCUCAAAAUAUAAUACAAGUUGUGUUCCAGAGUUAGAGGUGACUGUCCCUCAUCUUGGGCACCCAGGUCCUCCAGUGGAGGGUUGAGUUGGUUUGGUCUUCUUGGGUGGGACAGCUUGUUGUCUCUAGUUUGUAGAUUCCCUUGGUGUUUGUGGGGAAUGAUAAUAAAGUCAUAACUCUUGUCAA
Arvicola amphibius (Eurasian water vole) is the source of this 3542-nucleotide messenger RNA. It is a transcript of the gene Sae1, whose product is annotated as SUMO1 activating enzyme subunit 1. NCBI's taxonomy places the organism in Eukaryota, Metazoa, Chordata, Mammalia, Rodentia, Cricetidae. Gene Ontology annotation, molecular function: SUMO activating enzyme activity. Bases 1685 to 2728 code for a protein of 347 amino acids. The transcript is spliced from 9 exons. Gene Ontology annotation, biological process: protein sumoylation. Gene Ontology annotation, cellular component: cytoplasm; SUMO activating enzyme complex. The record is from RefSeq and is a predicted model, not a curated record.